Messenger RNA from Danio aesculapii, 4645 nucleotides. It is a transcript of the gene atp8b2, whose product is annotated as ATPase phospholipid transporting 8B2. Gene Ontology annotation, biological process: Golgi organization; phospholipid translocation. Lineage: Eukaryota; Metazoa; Chordata; Actinopteri; Cypriniformes; Danionidae. Bases 314 to 4282 code for a protein of 1322 amino acids. The record is from RefSeq and is a predicted model, not a curated record. Gene Ontology annotation, cellular component: plasma membrane. The transcript is spliced from 30 exons. Gene Ontology annotation, molecular function: ATP hydrolysis activity; ATP binding; ATPase-coupled intramembrane lipid carrier activity.
CUAAUCAUCUUGUUUAAUCCCGCCCCUUUUCACAGCGCCGUACGACAGAAUUUCGCACUCACAAAGCCCAGUGUGACCGCAGCUUCAAACAGGAGGAGGAGGAGCUGGAGCUCAAGAUCCCCCUCGUUUGAGUUCAAGUGGCUCUGCAGUGAGCAGCGUCUCACCACUAGCGCCAUCAGGAUCAGCAGGAUACCUGUAGAGAAGGAAGAAGCCUUUACAGAUAACGGAGAUGUCUGAAAUCAACACUGCUUACUGGAGGAGCUGAUAAAGAUUUUCCCAUGGGACGGAGCGGCAAAAUUCCAGAGGUGUGGAAAUGUUCAGAAAGAGACCUCCCCCAGAGGAGGAAAGGAGAGUCCGAGCCAACGAUAGAGAGUACAAUGAAAAAUUCCAGUACGCUAGCAACUGCAUCAUGACCUCAAAGUACAACAUCAUUACCUUCUUACCAGUCAACCUGUUUGAGCAGUUCCAGGAAGUUGCCAAUACCUACUUCCUGUUUCUCCUCAUACUGCAGUUGAUUCCACAGAUUUCCUCAUUGUCCUGGUUCACCACCAUUGUGCCUUUAGUGCUGGUGCUGAGCAUCACUGCAGUAAAAGAUGCCACCGAUGACUAUUUUCGUCACAAGAGUGACAACCAGGUGAAUAACCGUCAAUCUCAGGUCCUCAUCAGUGGCAUUCUUCAAAAGGAGAAAUGGAUGAAUGUCAGAGUGGGUGACAUCAUCAAACUGGAGAACAAUCAGUUUGUGGCAGCUGACCUGCUCCUGUUGUCCAGCAGUGAACCUCAUGGCCUCUGUUACAUUGAAACUGCAGAGCUGGAUGGCGAGACGAACAUGAAGGUGCGUCAGUCUCUGUCUGUUACCUCAGAGUUGGGAGAUCCCAAUAAUCUGGCCCAGUUUGAUGGAGAAGUGGUGUGUGAGCCUCCCAACAACAAGCUGGACCGUUUCUGCGGGACGCUGUACUGGAGAGAGUGUAAAUACCCACUCAGCAACCAGAACAUGCUGCUCCGCGGUUGCGUGCUGCGCAACACUGAGAGCUGCUACGGCCUCGUCAUAUUCGCUGGUCCUGACACCAAACUAAUGCAGAACAGCGGACGGACAAAGUUCAAGCGAACCAGUAUAGACAGACUGAUGAAUACACUGGUGUUGUGGAUUUUUGGGUUCCUGGUUUGCAUGGGAGUGAUCUUGGCCAUAGGAAAUGCAGUUUGGGAGAAGGAAGUUGGUGCUUUGUUCCAAAGUUUUUUACCCUGGGAUCCUCCAGUGGACAACUUCCUGUUCUCUGCAUUCCUGUCCUUCUGGUCCUACGUCAUCAUCCUCAACACAGUGGUGCCAAUUUCACUCUAUGUCAGUGUGGAGGUGAUUCGUCUGGGUCACAGUUACUUCAUUAAUUGGGACCGGCGGAUGUUCUGCAGUCGCAGUAACACGGCAGCAGAGGCCCGGACCACCACACUGAAUGAAGAGCUGGGACAGGUGGAGUACAUCUUCAGCGACAAGACAGGAACACUCACCCAAAACAUCAUGACCUUCAACAAGUGCUCCAUCAACGGCCACGCAUACGGUGAAGUAAUGGACGUUCUGGCUGCUCAGCAAAAGAGGGUGCAGCCGCUGGACUUCAGCUCGUGGAACCCCUUGGCCGAUCGGGGUUUCUGUUUCUAUGACCAGUCUCUGCUGGAGGCUGUGAUGGUAGGAGACCCGGCGGUCCACGAGUUCUUCAGGGUCUUGUCUCUCUGCCACACGGUCAUGAGCGAGGAGAAGAGCGAGGGCGAGCUGGUGUAUAAGGCUCAGUCUCCAGAUGAAGGGGCUUUAGUAACUGCUGCCCGAAACUUUGGUUUUGUGUUUCGCUCUCGCACACCUGGCACAGUCACCACACAAGAGCUGGGCAAAGCGGUUACUUACACACUCCUCGCCAUCCUGGACUUCAACAACAUCCGCAAGAGAAUGUCUGUCAUAGUGAGGAAUCCUGAGGGCCGUAUUCGUCUGUACUGUAAGGGUGCUGACACUGUGCUUCUAGAGAGACUUCACUCUUGCAACCAUGAAGUAAUGACCAUCACAUCAGACCACCUGAAUGAGUAUGCAGGUGACGGGUUGCGGACUUUGGCAGUAGCAUAUCGGGAUCUGUCAGAGGAGCAGUGGGACGAGUGGUCAGAGCGAUUUCGUGGAGCUGAUAAAGCCACAGACUGCAGAGAAGACCGACUCGCUGCUGCUUAUGAGGAGAUAGAACAGGAUAUGAUGUUAUUGGGGGCCACAGCUAUAGAAGAUAAACUGCAAGAGGGGGUUCCUGAAACUAUUGCCAUUCUCUCGCUGGCAAACAUCAAAAUCUGGGUGCUCACUGGAGACAAACAAGAGACUGCAGUGAACAUUGGUUACUCCUGUAAGAUGCUGACAGAUGACAUGACGGAGGUCUUCAUUGUUAAUGGACACACUGUUCAAAGCGUGCGUGAGGAACUGAGAAAAGCAAGAGAGCGGAUGCUAGAGUCAGCACGCACCAGAGACGGAGGGAAGGAAGCUGAAGCUCAGGGGUGGAGCGGCGCUUGUGCCUUUGGAAAUGGAUGUGGAGCUGCAGGUGCUGCUGCUGCAAACUGGACACCUGAUGAAAGUAAAUGUCCCCCUGCUCAGGCUCCGCCCUCCUCCUUACUGGAGUCAAUCAGUGGAGAGUUUGCCCUCAUCAUCAGCGGGCACAGCCUGGCUCAUGCUUUGGAAGCGGAUAUGGAGCGUGAGUUUUUGGAGACUGCGUGUGCCUGUCGAGCAGUGAUCUGCUGCAGGGUGACUCCUCUUCAGAAAGCUCUAGUUGUGGAAUUGGUCAAACGCCAUAAGAAGGCAGUCACACUCGCUAUUGGAGAUGGAGCAAACGACGUCAGCAUGAUAAAGACGGCUCACAUUGGUGUGGGCAUCAGUGGACAGGAGGGGAUUCAGGCUGUGCUGGCAUCAGAUUACUCCUUUUCCCAGUUCCGCUUCCUGCAGCGACUUCUGCUAGUGCACGGACGCUGGUCCUACCUGCGCAUGUGCCGUUUUCUCUGUUACUUCUUCUACAAGAACUUUGCCUUCACUAUGGUGCACUUUUGGUUUGGGUUCUUCUGUGGAUUCUCAGCACAGACUGUCUACGACCAGUACUUCAUCACUCUCUACAAUAUCGUAUACACAUCCCUGCCUGUAUUAGCCAUGGGCAUCUUCGAUCAGGAUGUUCCUGAACAAAGGAGUCUGGAGUAUCCGAAGCUGUAUGAGCCGGGUCAGCUGAACUUGCUGUUUAACAAGCGCGAGUUCUUCAUCUGCAUCGCUCAAGGAAUCUACACCUCUGUGGUUCUGUUUUUCAUACCCUACGGCGUUCUCUCUCACGCCACACAGAGCAAUGGAGUCCCUCUGGCAGACUAUCAGACUUUUGCGGUAACCACAGCAACGGCCCUCGUCAUCGUUGUCAGCGUUCAAAUUGCUCUGGAUACAGGCUACUGGACAGCUAUAAAUCACUUCUUUGUAUGGGGCUCUUUGGGUACGUACUUCACCAUCCUCUUCGUCAUGCACUCCAGCAUCCUGUUCAGCAUCUUCCCCAAGCAGUUCCAUUUCCUCGGAAGUGCUCAUAACACACUGGGGCAGCCAGUGGUGUGGUUAACUAUUGCUCUGGCAACCGUCAUCUGCAUUGCUCCAGUCCUUGCUUUCCGCUUCCUCAAACUGGACCUUAAACCUCAGCUCUCAGAUACCGUGCGCUACACUCAGCUGGUGCUGCAGAAGAAGCGAAAGCCUGGUGGGCGCGCGGCUCGUGGAGUGGGCAGCUCUGGAGCUGCCGGGGGCAGUGCUCUUGGUCGUUUGGGCAGAGGUGGAUCUCGACGCUCUGGUUAUGCGUUUGCCCAUCAGGAGGGCUUUGGCGAGCUGAUCACAUCAGGGAAAAAUAUGCGACUGAGCUCUCUGGCCCUUGCCACCUUUGCCUCCCGCCACAGCAGUAGCUGGAUCGAUACGCUCCGCAGGAAAAAACACACAAACAACACCGGGGCUCAGAACACCCCACCUACUGGAGAUGACAUCACCACCUCCUCUCAGGCUCCUCCCCUUUCCACAUCUUCCACACUAGAUGUUCACCAGGACUCAGCGGCAGGUGAUGCAGGACAGACGAGCAAUGAAGUGGUUUUCACGCACAGUCCUGAAGACAUCGCUCUCAGUGGGGUCAGAGACGCUGGAGGAUGUAGUGCUGGAAGUGUGCAGGAAUCCGCAUUUGUGUGGAAAGGAAUCGGAGCUCGUGUCAGUGGUGCCAACAGUCCUGGACCUCCUCCCAUUGAAGAAGAAACAUCCCAUGGCGAGUGAAUGAUGGAUCAACCAUGUGAAUGCCUUCACAUUGAUGCUCGCACCUUCUUGCGUGUGCUCAAGUUCCUGUUUGAGGACAUGGGCAGAGUGAAGACAGCGUCCCGACAGUUUGGGAGUACAAACGUGCUCGGAAUGAAAACACACAUGGAGAAAGAUGCAGAUACAGCAGACAGCACCAUGUGUUUCAAAUCUUUCUUUUCAUGUACUGUUCUCACUCUCCGAUUUGCUGUCAGUGAGGAGGAAGGAUUUGGUGUUAUUUGAGGAGUUUUGCAUUUUAAGUUAUCAGAGAGAUGACAAACCACUAGGGAUGUAACGAUUAACCUGACUCACGAUUCGAUACGAUUCACGAUACUAAUCUCACGA